Molecule: messenger RNA, 2901 nt
Organism: Hordeum vulgare subsp. vulgare (domesticated barley)
Lineage: Eukaryota; Viridiplantae; Streptophyta; Magnoliopsida; Poales; Poaceae
Exons: 23
Coding region: 26-2638 (870 amino acids)
Molecular function (GO): methyltransferase activity; oxidoreductase activity
Source: RefSeq, a predicted model, not a curated record
CAAGCUAGAUAGUGCACUGGGAGAGAUGGGCAAGAUGAGGGUGGCCGUGGUUGGUGCUGGGGUAAGCGGGCUGGCGGCAGCACACGAGCUGGCGAGGAGCGGCGGCGCUAGCGUGACCUUGUAUGAGCAAGAGGAGCAUCUCGGCGGGAGCGCAUGCAGGACGGUGGCUGUGGACGGCGUCCACCUCGACCUAGGCUUCUUGCUCUUCAACCGGGUGACGUGCCCAAACAUGGUGGACUGGCUGGAAGGGCUGGGCGUGGAGAUGGAGAGAUCGGACAUAUCCAUGUCGGCGAGCACGCAGCUGGCCAGCGGUGGCAGGUGCGAAUGGGGCGGCGGCGGCGUCUCGGGGUUGCUCGCGCAGAGGAGCAACGCGCUCAGCCCCAGCUUCUGGCGCAUGGUCCGUGAGGUUUUCAGGCUGAAGACCGACGCCCUGAGGUACCUGGAAGACCAUGAGGGCAACCUCGAUCUCGAGAGGAGCGAGACCCUGAGGCAGUUUGUCAAGUCGCAUGGCUACUCCCAGUUCUUCCAGGAGGCUUACCUGAUUCCAGUGUGUGCAUGUCUAUGGUCCUGCCCGUCUCAAGAUAUAUUGGGCUUCCCUGCUUUCUUCGUGCUAUCAUGUUUAAGGGAUCAUCAUCUUCUCGAGCUGUUCGGUCGCCCCCAAUGGCUUACUGUAAAGGAUGGUUCACAGUCCUUCGUAAACAAGGUCACGGGCGAACUGGAAAGCAUGGGUUGCAGGAUUAAAACCAGCUGUCAAGUCAAAUCUGUUUCUUGUUUCGACGGAGGUAAUUAUUGCAGAGUACUGCAGGCUGACGACUCGGAGGAGGCGUACGACAGAAUCGUACUUUGUGUUGCUGCACCUGGUGCUCUAAAACUAUUAGGGGCUGAAGCCACCCAACAAGAGCUGAGAAUUCUAGGUGCUUUCCAUUAUGUGUGCAGUGAUAUAUACCUCCACCGUGAUGAAAGUUUUAUGCCAUUGAAUUUGUCGGCAUGGAGCGCCUUGAACUACUUGAAAACAUCGAGCGGGGGUACCUCCGCUACAUACUGGCUAAACCUGCUCCAGAUCAUAGAAUCUGCCGGCACACCUUACCUAGUCACGUUGAAUCCUUCUAAUGUCCCGGACCAUGUCUUGCUCAAAUGGAAUGCUAGCCACCUUGUUCCCUCCAUUGCUGCUGCAAAGGCUUCUCUUGAGCUUCACUGUGUCCAAGGGAAUAGAGGAAUAUGGUUCUGCGGGGCAUACCAAGGUUAUGGCUUGCAUGAAGAUGGAGUUAAGGCUGGGAAAGCAACAGCUCAAGGUUUGCUUGGGAAGCAAAGCAUCCUUUUGUCGAACCCAAAACAGAUGGUUCCAUCAUGGACCGAGGCCGGGGCACGCAUUUUGGUAGCAAGAUUUCUCAACCAAUUCAUAACCCUCGGUAACUUGAUCUUGCUGGAAGAAGGAGGCACCGUGUUCAACUUUGGCAAAGCAGGCCCGAAAUGUCAUGUGAAAUGUGUCCUUCAAAUACAUGACCCUCUCUUUUAUUGGAAGGUUGCAACCGAAGCAGACCUGGGAUUUGCAGAUGCCUACAUUAACGGUUAUUUCUCUUUUGUUGAUAAGAGGGAUGGGCUUUUGAAUCUUUUCUUGAUUUUCAUUUCUAACAGAGAUGCGCACAAGAGAUGUGUGAGUGUUAGUAGUAAAAGGGGUUGGUGGACACCUUUGCUUGUAACAGCAGGGGUUGCAUCUGCUAAAUAUUUUCUUCGCCACGUCUCAAGGAAGAAUACUGUGGCACAAACUCGCCAAAACAUCUCUCAACACUAUGAUCUGAGUAAUGAUUUCUUCUCUCUAUUUCUGGAUCCAACGAUGACCUACUCUUGUGCCAUUUUCAAGGUGAACAACGAAAGCUUUGAAGAGGCCCAACUACAUAAAGUUGGCCUUCUAAUCGACAAGGCAAACGUGGAGAGGAACCAUCACGUUCUUGAAAUUGGCAGCGGUUGGGGCACAUUAGCUAUAGAGGUGGUGAAGCAAACCGGAUGCAAAUACACAGGGAUUACCUUAUCUGUGGAGCAACUUAAAUAUGCCAAAAGGAAAGUGAAAGAAGCCGGUUUAGAGGACCACAUAACUUUCUUCUUGUGUGACUACCGGCAAGUACCAACUGAUGUCAAAUAUGACAGGAUUAUAUCUUGUGAGAUGAUUGAAGCAGUUGGUCAUGAAUACAUGGACGAGUUCUUUGGCUGUUGUGAGUUCCUUUUGGCCCAAGAUGGAAUACUUGUCCUCCAGUUCACCUCGAUUCCAGAAGAACGGUAUGAUCAAUACAGGAGAAGUUCAGAUUUUAUAAAGGAAUACAUCUUCCCAGGGUGUUGCAUUCCUUCCUUGGCCCGGGUCACAUCUGCGAUGGCCGCGACAUCGAGGCUCAGCAUUGAAUGGGUUGAGAACAUAGGGGACCAUUAUUAUCCAACGCUAAUGCACUGGAAGGGCAAUUUCAUGGAAAACAAAGAUAAAAUUUUGGCUCUGGGGUUUGAUGAUAAGUUCAUCCGUAUAUGGGAGUACUAUUUCGUCUAUUGCAUGGCUGGUUUUAAGACUAGGACACUUGGGAACUACCUGAUUGUGUUUUCUCGACCCGGCAACGACAAGCUAGAACGCACACAUGCAAUGAAGGAAGCCUAGUUGGUUGAGCUGUCACAUACACAAUACUUAUCCACAACAAUUCUUAUGAGCAUAUGCUAAGUCGUGUCAUGGAGCGAAUUUGAAAUUGUCAGUCGUUUACUCUAUAUGGUGUAAGUUUGUUGUGGUGUGACUUGUGUGUGUACCCACUCUAAAGGGAUAGUUUUUGUACCUUCUCAGAAUAACACUAGGAGCUUGCAUUUGUCAUACGAUCUUCAAAGUUAUGUGACUCAAUUAUAUUUACUCAACCGUUUGUUGUUGUUAUC